AUGAGAGACCGAGUCAGUCGAAUGCUGAUCGCUAACGGAACAAUGUUCUUCCUAUGCCUGGCCCCAUUCGAACUGACAUCACUCUGGGCUAUGGUUACCAAUGAUACUUUCCUCGAAACUGGAAGGCCCUGGACUCAAUUCUGCCGCGUUAUGAUGUACUUGAAUUCAGCCGUCAAUCCCAUUAUUUACAACAUCACCAACCCCAGGUACCGCCAGGCCUUCAUGCGGGCUUUCAGCAAGAAGCAGGACGACGACACGAGUCCAAGACCCCGUCUACCGUCCAGCUCAGCCACCUGCGAGGGGAGAGCCAAGAACCCAAGUUCAAGAAGGAAGUUUCUCACUCCCAGUCCAAAUUCACACUCACACUGA
This is a messenger RNA of Strongylocentrotus purpuratus (purple sea urchin), 369 nucleotides long. Its product is annotated as thyrotropin-releasing hormone receptor-like. Gene Ontology annotation, molecular function: G protein-coupled receptor activity. The coding region runs from base 1 to 369 and encodes 122 amino acids. The record is from RefSeq and is a predicted model, not a curated record. Gene Ontology annotation, biological process: G protein-coupled receptor signaling pathway. NCBI's taxonomy places the organism in Eukaryota, Metazoa, Echinodermata, Echinoidea, Camarodonta, Strongylocentrotidae. The transcript has a single exon. Gene Ontology annotation, cellular component: plasma membrane.